This is a messenger RNA of Hypoxylon fragiforme, 1060 nucleotides long. RefSeq lists its product as uncharacterized. The coding region runs from base 585 to 1022 and encodes 145 amino acids. NCBI's taxonomy places the organism in Eukaryota, Fungi, Ascomycota, Sordariomycetes, Xylariales, Hypoxylaceae. The transcript is spliced from 3 exons. The record is from RefSeq and is a predicted model, not a curated record.
GAACGUGGAUCUCGGAAGAACCUUGAACAGAUUAGCAUCGUCGGCCCACCAACAUCAGAUACACCCAAAACACCCCCGGCUCACAUCAGUCGGUUCCUGACACGAGCCCCUCAAACGGGAGCAUAGCUCCCUACAGGGGAUCAGAGCCCAGGCCACCACUCUUCCAAUAUAGUUUCUAAGGAACCCCGUCAGGCCUUAGUAGUUCCUAAUUGGAUCUUCGUCUCUUCUUUUUUUCUCUUCCUUUCUUCUUCUUGGUUGUCAGCGCUGUGCACUCGCCGUUGUCGAUAUUAAUUCUUUUAUUCUUUUAUUUUCUAAUAUCGACAAUUCUAUUCUACACUACGCAGGUCCGGCUACCUAGCAAUUUCAUUCGUUUCACUUUGCCAACGCUCUUCGCCGGUCGACCUUCGUUUUUCGUAACCCGAGUUCGUUUUUCUGUCUGGAUUCUUUGAGAGGGUCUAGCGCUUUGGAUCAUUUGGGGCUUCAGGAAGAAGAGAAACGAGAAGACGAGAAAGAGAAUCUGAGAAUUCCAAGAGAAGAACAGGUUGAUAUUUGUCUGGGACAUUUAAGAAAAGGAAACCGUCAAAAUGGGAAGACUUAUCAAGAACCACUGGGCCAGACUCAUCUCCCUCUCGGCGGCAGUCUAUCAAAUUGCUGCUGCAUUGGAGAGUUUCUUUUGGCCUAAGAUAUUCUGGGACUUCUUGACGAAAUCGUUGGACCCGGCAAUCAAGCCCGUACCGGCGCUACAAAUCAUCAAUCUAUUGUUCGGAAUAGGGAUAUUAGCGUGGGAAUGGCCAUUGAAUCUAAUUGCUGGCUCGGCGAUUCACCGUAGCCUCGAGGCUCGUCUCGCUACCUACCCGUUGGCGGCGCUCGCUGCCCUUCUAAUCUACCAAGGCACCAAUGCGGGCAUCUACUACGUUGUGGCAAUGGUCGUCUACUUCUGGGCAUACAGCGAAGGCGAGAUCAUUUGUCCCAAGCCUUGGUCAUUACCGCAACGAGGAGGUCGUGGUGGGUCGAAGGCAUAAGGGGAUAUUAUGAUCCUACAUGAGCGCCCAUUCGAACG